CGCGGUAGAGGCCAACGAAAUCCAAGGGAUGAGCUUGGGUGUGCCAACGACGCCGCCACCAAUGCUGCUUGCGGCCAUCGGCGACUUUGAGACGUGGUACGUCGGCUUCCUCGACGCAGCCGAGGAGCUCAACCUCCGCGAGUACUACACGACCAAGGAGUAUGAAGACCCGGACCUCGCCGACUACAUCUCGCCAGCCAAGAUGCACCUCAUUACGACCAAUGCCGAGUUUGCCGAGCCGUACUUGCACCCCGAAGAGACCGUGGCCGCGUACGAGAACGCACUCCAUCGGCGAAAGCGUCUUGUCAACGACCGCAUCACGGUUGCGGUCAUAGCCGAGUGCGCGGCGAUCAAGACGCGCGCGGCUCGGCGCGCCGCGCAGCAUUUACGCUCGGCGCUGAGUCCGGGCCUCCGCGACUGCGUACGUACGCUGCACAGUCCAUACGACAUGUGGAAGGCACUGCGUCAGAGAAGCGAGGACGCGACUCGGGACAGUGAUCUCAUCGAGCUCUUCGACCGCGUAUCGUCCGUGCAGGACGAUCGAUACGAGUCCGCGGGUGCCUUUUGCAGCCGCUUGGAGGACGCUAUUGACCGCUACACCAAGGCGCUCUUUCGACCACUGGCGGCGUCGGCAGAAGGCGAUGCAGUCGUCGAUCGGCUCCGAGCGACCUUGCUCGCGCAGGCCGUCGGUCCCCGCUUCCACGACACCUUGCGCGACUGGCGGCUUGGCAAUCCGUCGUGGGACUAUGGGAGUCUAAAGCAGUGGGUUUACACACACUGGCGCCUUCCUCCGUCCCUCCAACGCUCCGAAGGGGCCGGGCAGCAGCGCAAAAGAAAGCGUGCCCUCGACGAUCUCGACAGCAAUGCGGCCAACCGGCACCAGGCCUCGUCGCUGCCAGUGGCCGCGACGUGCGACGAGACACAGUACAUCUCGACCGCAUCCGAGAUGAGCGAAAACGAGGAGGGAGAUGGCAGCAGCAACAGCAAGGACGACGAGGAGCAAGGCCACGCUUGGUGGACAGACGGCGAAUGUCAGCGUCUCGUGGAGCUCGUAGCAAGGCACGGGCGGCAGUGGACGACGGUACUUCAGAAGGGCAUUUCAAACAAGAUGCUGCACCCGAGCCGCACCGAGGGCAGCCUUCGGAGCAAGUACACCAAACUGUGUCACCUCGAGAAAUCGUUGAACCCGCAAAUGGUGUCGGGCGCUUACACGGCCGCCGAGAUGGCUUUUCUCGAAAAGGCCCUCGCCAAGUACGGCAACGACGCGCCCCGCAUCGCGGCCAAGGCACAAGCCAGAGGCCUUUUGGCUGGCCGCGGACUCGAAGGCAUAUAUAGAAAGCUGCAGCGAAUGCGCGCGGGGAUGACACCCCAAGCAAUCAUCUAGUCGCCUUUUGGUUCGAGCCUUUUGAUAUACUUGCCUUUCAUUACUGU
Saprolegnia diclina VS20 is the source of this 1431-nucleotide messenger RNA. RefSeq lists its product as hypothetical. The record is from RefSeq and is a predicted model, not a curated record. NCBI's taxonomy places the organism in Eukaryota, Oomycota, Saprolegniomycetes, Saprolegniales, Saprolegniaceae. The coding region runs from base 29 to 1384 and encodes 451 amino acids. The transcript has 4 exons.